Messenger RNA from Callithrix jacchus (white-tufted-ear marmoset), 2531 nucleotides. The record is from RefSeq and is a predicted model, not a curated record. Lineage: Eukaryota; Metazoa; Chordata; Mammalia; Primates; Cebidae.
GGUGACAUCUGGCAGGCCUUUUCCAGAAGAAACAGUGAGUUUAACAUUCCAGAAGGCAUUGAGAAAUCCUGGUCCCAGCAGGAAGAUAACAAACCGAAUAUCGGAGGCAGCAAAAAUAGACUUCUUAUGAGUCAGGUGGACUACUCCCUGGACUAUCGGCUGAGGACAUGCAAAGAUCGACAAGAGCAUGAAAUACAGAAAUACAGAGAAAGCAAAAAUAAAGUUCUUAUGAGGCAAGCGGCGUACUACCUGCGCUGCCGGCUGAAGAUUGAAGAAGAUCGGAGACGUCACGGGGAGGAACAGAAAUACAGAGACAGCAAAAAUAAACUUCUUAUGAGUCAAUACUACCCGGGCUGCAGGCUGAAGACGGAAAAAAACGACAAAGACGAGGAUGAAGAUGUUCAUGUCAUGGAGGCUGAGAAAAUCCAGGAAUCACGUGCCCCCAGGAAUCUGCAGGAGUCUGUGGAGGAGGAAGCCCCCCAGGAGUCCUGGGAUGAAGAUGAUUCGAUUCUCUCAAUUCCUCCUGGCACAUUUGCCUUCGAUGAGCUUUACAGGACCAACUUGCACUCAUUAGAGGAACAGCAGGUCAACUUGGCUCAUGACAUAGACAAGAUUAAAAAGGACCGAGAAGAGGAAGAAGACCAAGGCCCACUGUGCCCCAGGGUCAGCAUGGAGCUGGUGGAAGCAGAAGAGCCUGAAGUCUUCUGGUACUCACUGGAUAUAUUGUAUUCAACAUACACCGCUUAUCUUGAGUUUUAUUACACAUGCCAGGCUUACACAUAUGCCGUUUUUUUAUAUGCAGAAGAGCAUGUUCGCUUGACUUUGGACAUGGACAGUAGGUUUUUUACUCUGACGGUGAUAGGACUCCACCUGGUCUCCCGGAUAGGGGUCAUAUUCCCACACUAAGACAACGUGUCACACGGGACUCUGCCAGUGCAGAGUAUGAACCACGCCAUGUUCUUGCUGAAAACACUUAGCCCGAGUUUUAUAGCCUGAGGUAAUCUCCAGACGACUUCAGAAUGUAGAACAGUGAGCGGCACAACUGACCUGUCUCCUUCAGACAGCCCAUGUCACCACAAAUCACACAACUGAAAGGAGAAGAGACGUUUUGGGUUGAAAAAGAGUAAAAAGAGAAUGUAGCUACAUUUCUUUAGUUCUUUUGAACCCAAAGUGUCUCCUCACCUUUUUGUUGUUGUCAUUGAUGGUGGGGACAUGGGCUUGUUCGUAGAGGACAGGUCAGCUGUCCGGCUCAAUGGUCUGUACUCUGAAGUUGUCUGAAAAUGUCCUCAUGCUUAAAUUCAGCCUAAGUGUUUUUCCGGGAACACUGCAGGGUCAAUGCUACCUCACCCACCUGCAGGUAGAGAAGGUCCCGUGUGUCUACCACCAUGAUCGUGAUACCAGGACUUUUCCACCAUUUGUCUAUCACCAUGAUCGUGAUGCCAGAUCUGUACCUUUCAGAGACACCUUAUUUAUGCGGAUAUAUAUAUUUUUUCAGACACCUUAUUUAUGCGGAUAUAUAUAUUUAUUCAGAGACACCUUAUUUAUACGUAUAUAUAUAUUUCUUCAGAGACACCUUAUUUAUGUGGAUAUAUAUAUUUAUUCAGAGACACCUUAUUUAUACGGAUAUAUAUAUUCAGAGACACCUUAUUUAUACAGAUAUAUAUAUUUAGAGACACCUUAUUUAUACAGAUAUAUAUAUAUUUAUACGAAAGUAAUUGGAAAAAUGGUUUUUAAAAGUAUUAAUAUCCUGUAUUCAAAUGAUCAUCCCUCAACAUUUUAUUAUUCAUUAAUCAUCCCUGGCUUUGUCAAUUAUUGUAUUUACAUCUCUACACUGGAAAUUUUUCAUUAUUACUGUAUCUUUGCUUUUGCUGGUUUCUGUUGUUGAACCAAAAAAAUUCCCUGCCUGCAUUUCAAUUUUGCCAAAGUUAAUUUUAAUCUAUACAAUGAAAAUUUUUAUUCUUUAAGAUAAGACUGUGAGCACAUAAGGCCACAGCAAAACAGAGCCUUUGUUUGCUAAUUUUUAAGCCUUUUGUUAAUUUCUGGCUGAUUAGAGAGGUAGUUUAUUUAAUUACCUGCUAAUAUCUAUUUAAGUGAGCAGCCAGAGAAAUGUCUAUCAGACUAAGGAUGUGCAAAGCCCAGGCCAUUCUCUUUGUCUUUUAAACUAUUUCAGAAGAGAAGGGUAUAGGCAGAUUCCACAUAUGUGGACAGGAAGGAGAAUAUGCUAAAAGACACAAACAACCGUUGCCCAAAACAGAAUAGAAAAUCCAUUAAAAUGCAUGAAAUAUUUUCUCAUGAAAUGUAAUCUCUAAACUUAGCCAUUAUAUGAAAGUCAAUUCUUAAUAUGUCACACUGCAUUGACUGUUGACGUUCAUAAGAAUUCAUUUCCAUGUUUGUUAUUUGAAAAAGCAAAAGGACUGUAAUCCUUUCUUUUCUUUGCCAUGAUCAUUUUAAGAUUGAGGAUUUUUUUCCAAAAUAAAAUUGAAGAUUUUACAGAUUGAAAAUUGACAUUAAAAUGUAUCUUCUCAAAGCAA